AUGUCUUUGGGAGGGGACACAGUGCCACCUGACGAGGUCACCUUCGCGGACGUGGCCUUGAACUUCACCAAGGAGGAGUGGGCCCUGCUGGCCCCGGAGCAGAGGGACCUCUACCGUGACGUGAUGCUGGAGAACCUCCGGAACCUGGCCUCCGUGGGAGGAGUCCGCGCAGAGGAGCCGCACCGGCGGAGGGGGCCGGAGGCGGGGCGCGUGGCGGCUGCCCACGAGGGAGACGGCCGCCUGGUGCAGGUCCCUGAGGCCGGGGAGGACCCUGAACCCAGCUCAGAGAGGAAUCGCAAAACCUCUGGGAACAGCCAGGACGACAGAGGACGGUGGCAGGGCAUCCGGUCAGCUCCACGGGUGAGAACUCCGACAGGGCGGCCAUCGGUCACACGGGCCAAGGAUCGCAAUCACGUGCUUCCUGCGCCUGAUAAAGCAUUUCGGGGGGUCCCUGUCUGCGAAUGGGGCCUGCCGGGGAACGUCCUCCCGGAAGGCUGCGUCCUUGGGGCGCACGAGACUCGCGUUCAAGAGCAAGCGUUCAAGGCCGAGGAGCUUGCAAACAUCCCCCGGGGGACCUCCACGCCCGCCGGGCAGGUGCAACCUGGCACAGCGCCGACCAAGACCCAGGAUAAUCACGGCGGGAAAAGCUUGGCCCGCGGUCCGCACGGUGCCGGGCCCCGCAGCAGCACGCAGAUGGGAGAGAAAAACUACAAAUGCCGGGAUUGUGGGAAGUCCUACAUUUACCGCGCCUUCUUCCUGAGACACCUGAGCCUCCACACCGGAGAGAAGCCCCACGUGUGCCAGGAAUGCGGGCAAGCCUUCCGCCACUCCCUGCACCGCGACCGGCACGCCCGCAGGCACCUCGCGGAGAAGGCCCACGCGUGCGCGGAGUGCGGGAGGGCCUUCCACAAGGCCUGGAAGCUGGCCGUGCACACGAGGCUGCACACGGGAGAGAGGCCCUACCGGUGUGCGGAGUGCGGGCAGGGCUACACCAAUAGCACGUCCCUCCGGUGCCACCUGAAGAAGCACCGCAGAGAGAGGCCGUGCUCGGAAGGACAGGGCCGUGCAGAAGGCUUUGCUUUUCUCAAAAUCCUGAAAGAGCCCUGA
This is a messenger RNA of Pipistrellus kuhlii (Kuhl's pipistrelle), 1107 nucleotides long. RefSeq names its product zinc finger protein 114 (gene ZNF114). The record is from RefSeq and is a predicted model, not a curated record. Gene Ontology annotation, molecular function: DNA-binding transcription repressor activity, RNA polymerase II-specific. The transcript is spliced from 4 exons. The coding region runs from base 1 to 1107 and encodes 368 amino acids. Gene Ontology annotation, biological process: negative regulation of transcription by RNA polymerase II. Lineage: Eukaryota; Metazoa; Chordata; Mammalia; Chiroptera; Vespertilionidae.